UGCUUUUUCUGAGUUUCGUUGCUUCCCCAAUGCGCUUUCAGUUGAUUGCUGGGCUCGCAUUGAUCCUUCUGCUGCUUGUCGCUGUUUCUGACUGCGAUGCUGUGCGACUGAAGCCACCCGCGCGAGGCAAAGCAGCGUCCAAGCCACAGACUCAGACUCAGACUCAGACUCAGACUCAGACUCAGACUCGGGCUCAGGAUCAGCCGCUGGAACAGCCGCCGCAGCAGCGCCACGCUCUGACUGAGUGCGAUCGCAGCCCCGACGAGUCGUUCAGUGCGGCUGGAGCUCGAUGGUACAAGGCCGGAAACAUUGCAAGUUCCCAACCAAAACUGCUACCAAACCAUUGGCAGUAUGAAGAGACGAAACGAGGAACAGAUGUAGUAACAUUGAUCAUGGUUGUGGACUCUUGUUAAUUGGAAUAGGACGCGGCGAUUCAGUGCUAUGGCGACGAGGCAAAGGAAAACCCAACGCUCGGCAGCAUGAUUCAACUUGGCCAAGCGCUGCUCGUUGGACAACGAUUGAACGACGGAGAAGCAAUUCUCACACAAGCGCUGGACGAGGCGAGAAAGGCCGCCGAAUCGGAGCCUGACGCGCUGCGACCUGCAAGUGCGGGAGGCAAGCUCAUGGCCACGAUUCACCACUCGCUGGGCAAGGUCUCGUACUUGAAAGGACAGCACCAAGAGGCCCUCGGGCACUUCCGCAACGCGACGCUCUUGGAUCCUGCCAAUGCCGAGCACUCGUUGCUGCUGGCCUCCAUCCAAGCAUCGUAUGGCGACAAAAAGUCUGCUCUUGAAAUCUACAAGCGCGCCAUCCUGCUCAAUCCAAAGUCUGUCCUCGCCCUGACCAACGCUGCCCAGCUGGCGCUCGAACUCGGCGAUGCCAAGUCCGCGUAUGACUAUGCCCUUCGUUCCGUCAAGAUCGACCGCACAAACACGCUUGGAUUUAUCAACUUGGGCGCUGCCCUUCGACGGCUGCAAAAGCACAAGGCGUCGUCGGAGGCGUUCGACAAGGCGCUGCUCUCAAACUCGACCAACGUGCACGCAAUUGGCGAAUCCAUCAUUGCAAAAAUGUUCCUUGCAGACCACGAUGCAGUCGAGCAAAGGCUGCCAGAGCUGCGAACGUUGCUUCUGCAACAGAUUCGUCACACUCUGGACGCGCUUGAAAACCGCGCAAUCACUGGGUCGGACCAAACGCAAAAGGCCCUGCAGCAGCUGGCCGUGCCGCCAUUCAACCUGAUGUACUUUGAUAUUGUGCCCGAAAUUCUGCGAGACUACUCGGCGGCCUUUGCUGCCAUCGAGUCUCGCAACACCCAGGCCAUUCGCUACAAACUUGCUGCAGCUCGCAUUGACGAUCUGCAUUCGCUCAGUCCUUCCGCGCGCUCUGCCUUAUCGCAGCAACGUAUUCAUGUUGGCAUCAUUAGCGCUGACUUUUACAACCAUCCGACGUCGCAUCUACUGUACUUUGUGCUCAGUCAGCUCAACAAGGACCGGUUCCAUGUCACGGGCUACAGCACGAGCCCCUACGAAGAUGCCUGGACUGAGAAGAUGCGCAGCGUGUUGAAUGGCGGCGUGGUCUCUGUCCAUGCCAUGUCACCUGCAGAAGCAACAGCCCGCAUUGUCGCUGACAAGACGGACAUUCUGCUUGACAUGAUGGGGUACUCGAGCGGCGCUCGCCCCGACAUUAUUGCCUGCAAACCUGCGCCUAUUGUUGCGUCCUACUUGACGUACUGUGGCACCUCUGGGUCGACAGAAGUCGACUACACCCUGUGCGAUCGAACCACCUGCCCAUCCAAGCUCGUUCCAUCGUUUCUCAUCGAGCGAGUCGUGACUCUGCCGACGGGUUUGUACCCACCCGCGUGGUUUCGGGCGUCUGAGGUCUAUCCUCCCGCGCCGGAAGAUGUUGUUGCCAAGAAAACAGAGCUUGGCCUGCCAAACGACGGUGCAUUCACUUUUUGCUCGCUUGGACCGAUCUUCAAAGCCAACAAGAGCACGGUACACUCGUGGAUUCGAAUCCUCAAACAAGCUCCCGAAGCGCGGCUCUGGGUUAUUGCCCAUCCCAAUGAUGCAGCUGCAAACUUUCGUCGGCUUGUUGCCGAGGCACAAGUCGAAGCGCAAGUCAUCCUCACGCCUCGAUUGGAACGAGAGGACUUUCUCGAGUACGCACCCUCCAUGUGCGACCUCUUCCUCGACACGCUGCCAUACAACGCUCACACUACAGCGUCGGAAAUGCUGACGGGCGGACUUCCCGUUUUGACGCAAGCGGGCCAGACGCGAUGUGGACGGAGCGCGGCCGGCAUGCUGAGCAGUGCGUCGCUGGAUCAGUUCAUCGCAACAUCAGCGGGACUGUACGAAGCGAUGGCGGUGGAGUUUGCGACCACGGAUGCUGGUCGAGCCAAAGUGUUGGCGGCACGCCGCUCGUUGCUUGCAGGACGAACCGCGCUCGCCCAGAGCCUCACCAGGGACGCGGACGAGCUUUCCCCAGAUGCGUUUGACGAUGUUCCGCGCUUUUUCAACGUGCCACAGCAUGCGCGUGGUCUGGAGGCGGCGUUCGAAACGAUGCAGUCGCGUUAUUUGCGCGGAUUGAAGCCUAUCGACUUUGAAGUCACCGAGUCGGACUUGCAAGACGCUGAAGAGAAGGCUCACCAAGCCAAGCAUGCGAGCACCAGUGACGACCGUACAGCCACUGCACGAAGCGAGCUGUAACAACCGCCAGACGUCCAGUACAAUCUAACAAACAAACACAAGCUCAUCUUCGCUUUGCUGAUUUUUGUAUCCUGUUGCAUCCUGUUGUAUCCUGCUAUUGUUAAAUUUUCACCCUUGUCUUUUUUUUUUGUUGCAUUUAC
Molecule: messenger RNA, 2842 nt
Organism: Capsaspora owczarzaki ATCC 30864
Lineage: Eukaryota; Filasterea; Ministeriida; Capsasporidae
Exons: 6
Coding region: 480-2702 (740 amino acids)
Biological process (GO): protein O-linked glycosylation
Molecular function (GO): protein binding; glycosyltransferase activity
Source: RefSeq, a predicted model, not a curated record